Messenger RNA from Diachasma alloeum, 1918 nucleotides. It is a transcript of the gene CCT4, whose product is annotated as T-complex protein 1 subunit delta. Gene Ontology annotation, molecular function: ATP hydrolysis activity; ATP-dependent protein folding chaperone; ATP binding. Bases 171 to 1784 code for a protein of 537 amino acids. Gene Ontology annotation, biological process: protein folding. Gene Ontology annotation, cellular component: chaperonin-containing T-complex. NCBI's taxonomy places the organism in Eukaryota, Metazoa, Arthropoda, Insecta, Hymenoptera, Braconidae. The record is from RefSeq and is a predicted model, not a curated record. The transcript is spliced from 5 exons.
CACAUAUUUCGGAGUUUCUCGAAUCUGUCGGAUGUUUUUCGUGUCCAACGCUGCCGUUACCGCGUGCUGAUCGACUCUGAGACAAUUUUUUACAAUUAAAAAAUUUUACAAAACCUUUUAGAAUUGUCUUUGAUGUUCAGAGGUUGAGUACAACGAACGUAGAGGCGAAAAUGACGGCACUGAGCAAAGUCGGCGAGCCAAGACGCACCCAGGCUCAUGGAAAAGCCUUUCAGGACAGGACAAAACCCAAAGACAUUCGCAGCAGCAAUAUUCAGGCUGCCAAAGCUGUUUGUGAUGCUAUUCGUACCAGUCUGGGCCCUCGUGGGAUGGAUAAAAUGAUUCAAGCUGCAAAUGGCGAAGUUACAAUUACAAACGAUGGUGCUACUAUUCUACAGCAGAUGAAUGUCAUCCACCCAGCGGCUAAAAUGUUGGUGGAGCUAUCAAAAGCCCAGGACUCAGAAGCAGGUGACGGAACGACCAGCGUGGUAGUGGUAGCGGGUUCCCUCCUGGAGGGAGCUGAGAUGCUCCUGCGAAAGGGAAUCCACCCCACAGCGAUAAGCGAGGCCUACCAGAAGGCAGCAGUGAAAGCGGUGGAGAUCCUCAGCUGGUCAAUGGCGAUCCCAGUGGACCUGAACGACACUGAGUCCCUGGUAAAAGCAGCGGCCACAUCCCUGAACUCCAAAGUGGUAUUCCAGCAGUCCUCACUGCUGGCUCCCCUCGCUGUGGACGCAGUCCUGAAGAUCAUCGACCCUGGACGUGAAAAAUCCACAGACCUGAGUGACAUAAAGGUGAUCAAGCAGCUGGGAGGCACAGUCGAGGACACAGAGCUGAUCGAGGGUCUGGUGUUCACCCAGAAGUCCUGCAACGUAAACGGCCCCAAGAGGAUCGAGAAAGCGAAGAUCGGUCUCAUCCAGUUCUGCAUAUCUCCCCCCAAAACCGACAUGGAUCACAAUGUCGUCGUGUCGGACUACUCAGCGAUGGAUCGAGUACUCAAGGAAGAGCGUGCCUACAUCCUGAACAUCGUCAAGCAGAUCAAGAAGUCUGGCUGCAAUGUUCUCCUCGUCCAGAAGUCAAUUCUGCGUGACGCCAUCAGUGAUCUUGCCAUUCACUUCCUGGACAAGAUCAAGGUCAUGGUGAUCAAGGAUAUUGAGCGUGAGGACAUCUCCUUUGUCUGCAAGACCCUGGGGUGCAGGCCAAUUGCCUCGCUGGAUCACUUCACAGCUGAGAAUCUGGUGUCUGCUGAGCACGUCGAGGAGGUGCAGACUGGAGCCUCGAAGUUCGUGAGGAUCACUGGAAUCCAGAAUCCAGGACGAACGGUCACUGUACUCGUUCGUGGCAGCAAUAAACUCGUCCUCGAGGAGGCUGAACGCUCUCUUCACGAUGCACUCUGCGUCAUUCGUUGUCUCGUGAAGGAGCAGGCGUUGAUCGCUGGUGGCGGAGCUCCCGAGAUUGAACUGGCACUGAAACUCUCGGCUUAUGGCCAGACACUGGGGGGUGUUGAUGCCUAUUGCAUCAAGGCAUUUGCCAAUGCCUUGGAGAUCAUUCCAUCGACGUUGGCGGAGAAUGCUGGGUUGAAUCCUAUUGCCACGGUUACGGAGCUGAGGAAUAGACAUGCCCAGGGGGAAAUCACUGCUGGGAUCAAUGUCAGGAAGGGAACCAUCACGAAUAUUCUGGAGGAGAAUGUCAUACAGCCACUGCUGGUGUCCACUAGCUGUAUUACUUUAGCUUCGGAAACUGUGAGGAGUAUACUCAAAAUCGAUGAUAUUGUCAAUACAAAUCAAUAAGGGGUUUUUUUUACUAUUGUUCAUUCGAGUGACUUUUCAUUGAUCACAUUGUGGAAUUGUGAGGGGCUGUCGGGGCCUGUCGCUGGUGUCAACUGCUUUUCAUACGAUUAAUAAAGUUAUUCAACAUUUAUUCA